This is a messenger RNA of Seriola dumerili (greater amberjack), 908 nucleotides long. It is a transcript of the gene ctrl, whose product is annotated as chymotrypsin like. Gene Ontology annotation, molecular function: serine-type endopeptidase activity. The transcript is spliced from 7 exons. NCBI's taxonomy places the organism in Eukaryota, Metazoa, Chordata, Actinopteri, Carangiformes, Carangidae. Gene Ontology annotation, biological process: proteolysis. Bases 51 to 836 code for a protein of 261 amino acids. The record is from RefSeq and is a predicted model, not a curated record.
CCAGUGUCCCACGCAGCUCAGACUCAGGGACGUGAAUCACAGAGGCAGUCAUGUUCUUGUUCAUCAGUUGUUUUGCCCUUGUGACCUCUGCACUGGGUUGUGGAGUGCCUGCUAUCAAGCCCCAAGUGAGCGGAUACAACAAGAUUGUAAACGGGGAGACGGCUGUGUCUGGGUCCUGGCCCUGGCAGGUUUCACUUCAGGAUGGUAGAGGAUUCCACUUCUGUGGAGGAUCCCUGAUCAACCAGUACUGGGUUGUGACUGCUGCUCACUGCCGCGUGUCUCCUAGAAACCACCGUGUUAUCCUGGGAGAACAUGAUCGUCAGUCCAACGGUGAGCCCAUUCAGGUCAAGAACAUUGCCAGGGCCAUCACUCACCCCUACUACAACUCCCAGAAUUUCAACAAUGACAUCACCCUUCUGAGGCUGUCUUCCCCAGUGCAGAUGACAUCCCGUGUGUCUCCUGUGUGCCUGGCCUCCUCCAGCACCAGCAUCCCAUCUGGAACUAAAUGUGUCACCACUGGAUGGGGCAAGACUGGCCAAACCUCAAGCCCCCGCUACCUGCAGCAGACUUCCCUGCCUCUGCUCAGCCCUGCUCAGUGCCGGCAGUACUGGGGUUACAACAGAAUCACUGAUGCCAUGAUCUGUGCUGGUGCUUCUGGAGUGUCCUCCUGUCAGGGUGACUCUGGUGGUCCUCUGGUCUGCGAGAACAGUGGAGUGUGGUCCCUUAUGGGUAUUGUGUCCUGGGGUACCUCUAACUGCAAUGUGCGUGCCCCUGCUGUGUAUGCCCGAGUGUCCUACCUGCGCAGGUGGAUCGACCAGACUGUUGCUUCCAACUAAUGUCAUCACACGUCAUACAACUAUGUUUGGUGCAUUUAUGAGAAAGCGUGCAUAAAAUUUUUAAGAAAACUA